UACCAACUGCUUACAGAGAGAUGUUGAUAUGUUAAGAUACCUUCUAAAAAUUCUACAGAACCACACAGCUCAUGCGUGUGAUGGAGAUCGCCUGACAGUAAGCUGUCCACCUCAGACAUCUAUUAGCAUUCUGUCUGCUUUCUAUGGUCGCCGUAUUCCCAGUGAAUAUCUGUGUCCCGGUAGAACGAACUCUUCUGCUGAAAGCACCAAUUGUGCUGCCCUCACUGCUAUACCGAAAGUGUAUGAUGAGUGUCAAAACCUACGCUCCUGCCAGUUUUCAGUCAACAGUCGGGUUUUUGGACUUGAUCCCUGUCCUGGGACCAACAAAUAUCUGAUUGUUUCAUAUAAAUGUAAGCCUGAUGGACACAAAAGCAAGCUUGCAUGUGAAAACGAAGAAUUACAACUCCAGUGUCAGAACCAAACCAUCCUUGUCCUAUAUGCUGCAAGUUUUGGACGAGUCCUCCAUGGGAAUAUGGAAUGCCCCUCUGUGAAUAGUACAACGCCAGAUAUUGAGUGCUUGUCACCUAUAGCUCUGAAACAAGUGUCAUCGAGGUGUCAUGGCAAACCGAAUUGUUCCAUCAUUGCCAGUGUUCUGAGUUUUGGUGAUCCCUGUUUCCCUGGAGUCCGCAAACAACUGCAAGUAUCAUACACAUGCGUUCCAAAAAAGCUGUUUGAAGAAACUGGCCCAGGAGCAGUGAAGCCAUUCCUAAUAUCGGAUUACACUCAUGGUGGUUGGUAUAAAGGCCCAAGAAUAUCUAUGCUUUAUGCCAAAGAUGUCGUGAUUGUUAGCAGUUCUCUGGCCACUUUUGCCCACCUUAGGGGUCUCCCAGAGAAGGCAGCACUAUACUUUGUGUCAGGCGUUUGUUCUGGCUUAGUAUUCAUCCUCUGUGCUAUUGGAUUUCAUAUGUUGGUGAGACAUGAUCUCAGGAAACUCCUCAGAGAGCCAGAAGACAACCAGGAGUGUGAAAAUGGACACACCAAGAUUUCAGAUGACGAUGAUGACGAUGCUUCCUCUGAUGUCUCAUUUAGACGGUUGACCAGACAGUACAGGACCACAGACAAUAUCUUCAGCCCUGAGGUAGCAGCUGUAAUGGUAGACAGAGUUGAACAGAAAGAACAACGGGAUGAGGAAAUAUGGCUGAAUAAAGAGUCCAGUCCCUAUGCAAUUCAGAACCUGAAUCAGCAUCCAAACUGA
Molecule: messenger RNA, 1195 nt
Organism: Hemiscyllium ocellatum (epaulette shark)
Lineage: Eukaryota; Metazoa; Chordata; Chondrichthyes; Orectolobiformes; Hemiscylliidae
Product: protein eva-1 homolog C
Exons: 8
Coding region: 29-1195 (388 amino acids)
Molecular function (GO): carbohydrate binding
Source: RefSeq, a predicted model, not a curated record